Desarmillaria tabescens is the source of this 2179-nucleotide messenger RNA. RefSeq lists its product as uncharacterized. Lineage: Eukaryota; Fungi; Basidiomycota; Agaricomycetes; Agaricales; Physalacriaceae. Gene Ontology annotation, cellular component: cytosol. The transcript has 8 exons. The record is from RefSeq and is a predicted model, not a curated record. Gene Ontology annotation, biological process: ribosomal subunit export from nucleus. The coding region runs from base 83 to 2071 and encodes 662 amino acids. Gene Ontology annotation, molecular function: GTPase activity; GTP binding.
ACCUCGAUCGAAACGUCACUAUCAUUGCGUAAAGCCAAAUUUUCAUUUCUUCCUUCCCCUCCAUCAUCUCUUGAAAAUAAAUAUGCCUCCCAAAGGUCGAGAUCACAAUCCGAGCGGGCUUGGCCGAGCAAUUAUUAACAAGAAAAUCAAGGAUGCUCGCAGAAUGCAGGAAUCGGGACUGUAUGUCACAGAUGUGGAUCCGACCUCUCGCCUAAAGUCUGUGACUCAAGAACGAGAUCUUGACGAGUUUUUAAAUACGGCCCAAUUAGCAGGCACAGAAUUCACAGCUGAGCGGCGAAACGUCAAGGUUAUCCAACAAUCAGCCAGUUCUUCGCAGAAUCCAUAUCUUCUAAAUGAACAAGAAGAAAAGAAAACUCUGCAGAGACACAGAGAGAACAAGCAGCGGCUAAGGGUGCCUCGGCGACCUCCGUGGACGAAGGGAAUGACCACAGCUGAACUUGACCAGCAAGAAAAGGCUGCCUUUCUUAGCUGGCGUCGAGGUUUAGCUGAACUCCAAGAAGAAGACCAUUUUCUUCUCACUCCCUUUGAGCGCAAUAUUGAAGUUUGGAGACAGCUCUGGCGUGUUCUUGAGCGCUCGCACCUUGUUGUACAAAUCGUCGACGCCAGAAACCCCCUCCGAUUCCGUUGUGAAGACUUGGAGGAUUAUGUCAGAGAUGUUGAAGGGCCCGAGGGCGAAAAGGGAACUGGGAAGGGCAUUCGAAGAAGUCUACUGCUUAUCAACAAAGCUGAUCUUUUGACUUUUCAUCAACGUCGAUUAUGGGCUGAUCAUUUCGACGAGCAAGGGAUCCAGUAUGCGUUCUUCUCUGCUGCCAAUGCAGCCGCUCUGCAACAAGCGAGACGGGAUGCACUGGCAAAAGACCAGCAAGGAACUGCGGGCUCGGAAGGAGACCACAAUGACGUUGCAGACGAAGACGACGAUAUCGAAGAACCAUCUUCGAGCGAUCGAAACCAACCUGGAAUUGAGUCGGAUUCUGAUGACAGCGAAGACUACUUUUCUGCGGAUGACGAACCUGAAGAGGAGCAGGAUCCCCGGGCGAGAGUUCUAACAGUACUAGAAUUGGAGGACCUCUUUAUGAGGAUGGCGCCGGACCUCUCUGUGUUCACCGACUCCAAUGGCAAGGUCCCUCAAAAAUUGCAGGUCGGUCUUGUUGGAUACCCUAACGUGGGCAAGUCUAGUACAAUCAAUUCUCUGUUGGGUGAGAAGAAAGUCAGCGUCUCAUCAACACCGGGGAAGACAAAGCACUUUCAGACGAUACAUCUGUCUGAUUCGAUCGUUCUUUGUGAUUGCCCUGGUCUUGUUUUUCCGCAAUUCGCUACAACCAAGGCGGACCUGGUUUGUGACGGAGUGCUACCCAUUGAUCAGAUGAAGGAGUACACAGGACCGACCACUCUUGUUGUUAAAAGGAUACCAAAAACCGUUCUAGAGGCAACGUACGGCUUGUCGAUAAAGGUCAGGCACAAGGAAGAAGGUGGAGAUGGACAAAUCACCGCAGAAUCUUUUCUGAUCUCAUAUGCCAUUGCUCGAGGGUUCAUGCGAUCAGGCCAAGGGAACCCCGAUGAAGCCAGGUCGGCCCGUUACGUCCUCAAGGAUUAUGUGAAUGCUAAGCUCUUAUUCUGCCACCCACCACCUGGUGUAGCAGAGACAGAGUUCAACGAGCAAACGCAUCAGAUUGCAUUACGGCGUGCGCAAGGAAAGAAAAAAGCCCCCGUAACGCGUGUUGGAAAAGAUGCAGAUACCUUCGUUGCUCCUAACGUCAGUGCACCCAUUAACGGAAGUUCGAUUGCUACUUCCGGCGGAAAGACACAAGCACUUGACGCGGAAUUCUUCCAACAAAACGCUUCCCUCGCGAGCCAUGCCUUUGUUAAUGGGAAAGCAUUUUCGCGUUCUAAGAUGUUUCCGCAUCAGAAUUCAGUCGCCGAUGAUGGGACACCAAUCGGACAUAGACAAGCACGUAUUGCUUCCGUAUUGGCGAACCAGGAAGGCGGGGGUCACAAACAUCACAAGAAGAUGAAGAGAGUGAAGCAGCGGAGCGGGAAGGGGUACGAUUAGGGUAGUCACAUGGCCAUCACGUCUGGCAUACGCGUCUGUGCCGUUGAAAUAGAUUCAACUUGUAUUUGUACUACCAUCUCCUGACACUCUUUCCUCCUCUGCUUGCCA